This is a messenger RNA of Aplosporella prunicola CBS 121167, 1751 nucleotides long. RefSeq lists its product as uncharacterized. The transcript has 2 exons. Lineage: Eukaryota; Fungi; Ascomycota; Dothideomycetes; Botryosphaeriales; Aplosporellaceae. The record is from RefSeq and is a predicted model, not a curated record. Bases 53 to 1636 code for a protein of 527 amino acids.
GGACAAAAUCACUCGCUGGAACGAACAAGGCGUUUUCUCUCAGGAAAACAUCAUGCGCCGCCUCGACGAAAACGUCGAGGAAUGGUGCUGCCUCAAUGAUGCCGAGUUGCAGGCCCUCACAAAAACCCUUUCCGCCCACAACGGUGCCCUAAGCGAAGACCAGUUCAUCAAAAUCCUCCAGCACCAGGCAGGCGGCGAAGAGAUUGUCCCCCAUCAAGUCGGCAGCCUCCUCUACAAUGCCCUCGCAUACCUUAGCCGGGUCCCAUUUGUUGGCUCCAUGCCGCCUCCAAGCAGCCUUGAUGAAAAGCAACUCCGCCGCGCCAUCUCCUGGCUCAUUUGGGACAGCCACCGCCACAUCCUCGUCGGCACCGCCGAGCAGUCCCUGGAAAUCACCGACCGCGACCACCUCCGCCUGCUGUUUAGGAGCCUGGCCGCUGCUGCCACCGCGAGUUUGACCAAUGACGACGUCGACACCACCGCCAAAACUAGCAACACGGACGCGGCCACGGCCACUGACCAAGAAGAUGACACCCGUCUCUCAGAGGCCCUUGACGUGCUCUAUAUUGCGCAGCCAGCCAUUCUCCCCUUCGUCUGCGUGCGACGCCAUGAGUUCGUGCCCCUCGCGUGGCAGCUAAUGGAGGGCAGGAGCUCGCGGCUGCGGGAAGUACGGAUUCCGCGGCGCACUCUCGCGGCACUGGCGAGGGCGUUGUUAGCGCUUCAGCUGGAACCGGCAGUUACUGGACAUGACGAGGAGAUGGAAAGAGCGGCAUGGAGGACUGUAGCCGCUAUGGUGCAGGACGAGGACAAGGUUGAUGAAAAUGGUUAUGUGACGUGGGAGGGAUUUGAAGAGGGAUUUGCGUCAAUGCCCGUGCUCCUCGAGCCCCUAUACAGAGUUACAGCCCAAUGCCUCUUCUCGGGCCUCCAGCCCCAUGACUUCAACGACCCCCUCGACUUCACCCCAGCCAACGAAAAGUACUCUACCAGCAUCGCCAGCAUUACUCAUCCACCGAUCUUCACCCACGCCCGCAUCGCCCAACUAAACAUCUUUUUCAAUCAAUCCGUUUGGUUCGAAGAGCUGAAAGUAUACCACCACCACACCACAACGCUAUCUAAGCCAUCUACAAACCCUCCGACAGCGCCCGCAUCCUUAGCCCGCAUCCUCGCUUCGGUCGACACGCACGGAUUUCUUCUACUGCGUGGCCGCGACGCGAAGGGCACGCCCUACAUCGUGGGCAUCUACACGCCUUACCCCAGCGCCGACCGCGCGUCUAUCCAACCCCGUCCCUAUUCUAACAGCUGCCGGUGCGGAGUUUUUGUGCUGGAGCCUAUGGUGCGUUUCCAUGAGGGGGUGGAGGGGAUAGUUGGCUGGGAGGAGGAAGAGGACGAGGUGAGGUUUUGUGGAGGACGGUUGGUGCUUAAAAAGGGCGAGGAGGAGGGGAGUUUGAGAGUGAGGUUUAGGACGGGACGGGUUAGACGUGGGGAUGGAGACGAUGCUGCUGCUAGUGAAGGAGUACAGACUGAGAUGGAGGUGGAGGUUGAGAGUGUUGAAAUUUGGGGCUACGAAGAGGAGGAAGAUGAGGAGGAGAAAGUAGAGGAGAAAGUGGAGGAAAAGAGGGAUGAAAAGGAGAAGGAGUGAUUAUGAAGGAGAAAAGAUAGUGUCGAUGAAAUAAUAAACGACAUGACUAGGCGUGUUUGAUGAUAAAGACGCAAGCAUUUUGGCAGCGGGAUAAAUACACUAUAACAUUUUACUC